GGCUUUCUACCAACUGAUAGUACUGAAUUAACUGAAGAACAGUCUGCAAGCUUGAACGUGGAUGACAACAUUAUUGAAGACAGCAGUGGCAUUGCAUUAGAAAACUGUACUCUUGUUAAUACUGUAUCCCUAGUAGUUGCUGAAGAGUUAAAGAAUGGCAAUGUUUUUUAUCAUCUGCUGAAGUCAAUGAAAUUACUAACUGCAUGAUACUGGACAGUGUUCAACCUUGCCAAGCCACAGUACCUGAUACUAUUGAAGCCCAUAUAAUGUGGUCCUCCAGUUUGGAAGGGGGGCAGUUUAAUUCUCAAGAUCCAACUCUUAAUAUAGAUAUCGAAACCAAUAAUAUCGUGAAUGAGAAAACCAUCAAGAAAGACAUUACUCAGGAAAUUAAUCCUGCUCAUGAUGGAGUGCUAUAUGAAAAUGGAGACAGUCAAGGUGUUAUUCUAACAGAUGUGUGCAAAGAUCAAGAAAUUAAGGAUGUGUUACCUGUUUUUGUAGAAGCAGAUAAAUCACAAAAUAACUCUUCAUUACAACCGAAGGAGUCCCUAAAAUUUGACUAUUUAGAAUUGUCCUUACCUCCAGAACUUGCCUCCCAGCUCAUUGAAUUGUUUGGCCCUGUUGGAAUCGAUCCAGGCUCUCUAACUAUUGAGGAUUGUUUGGUUCCUAUAGACCUUAAAUUGGCUGAAGCGAUCCAUAAAAAGUGGAAACAAUCAAUAGCGGAAAGGCAUAACCAAGAAGCAUUAUCCUAUCAACUUCUGUUCGAAGACUUUUCAACCAAUGACCAAAUACAUCUGGACAGUCUUCUUCAGGAACAGGAGUCUAGGUUGGCUGGCAAAGAUUUCGUUGUUUCCCAGGAAGGAACAGAUAUGUUCCCUAUCAUGGACCAGUGGAAUACCAGAAUAAAGAAAGUUUCACUGCGACAGAUUAUGUCAGAAGAAAUGGCAUUACAGGCCCGGGAAGAUAUGAAGAAACCUUCCUCAUUGACAAACUGCGCUGUGAAAAUGAAGGAGAAACAACUUUUGGAACUGUUUCCUAAUCUAGAGCAAAAUCUGCUUAUGGAUAUUUUUAAAGAAAACAAUUAUUCUUUAGAGAAGACAGAAGAAUUCAUCAGCUCAGCACUAGAAUCUGAUCCUGUGCAGAAUGUUGUGGCUCAAGGAUUUAAACAGGAGCUGCCCUCAUCAACUGACAGAAUGAAGGAAAAGAGAGCAAAAGCAGAUAAAGAAGAUCUUGGUGAUCGCUAUUUCCAGGAUUUGGAUUCCCCAGAAUAUGAUGACUUCAGGGCUGAGGCCCUUCUCUAUCAUCAAAAGCAGCAGGAAAGUUACAGGAAAGCAGCAGAAGCUCACAACCGGGGAAUGAAACAAGUUGCAGCUUUUUAUGCUCAACAGGGCUAUUUGUAUGGACAGAAGAUGAAAGAAGAGAAUAACAGAGCAGCUGUGCAGAUCUUUGAACAGGCUAAUGAGUACCUCCUGCCAGAGAAUAUACUAGAUUUACAUGGACUUCAUGUAGAUGAGGCUAUGAAACACUUCCGCAGGGUCCUGCAAGACAAGACAGAAGAUUAUCGACAGAAUGGAGGCAGCCCACACCUUCUUGUGAUAACUGGAAGAGGGAAUCGAAGCCAAGGGAGGUGUUGCACGCAUUAAACCAGCAGUCGUAGACUACCUCACAAAUCAUGACUUCAGAUUUCAGGAGAAGACACCAGGUGCCCUACGCAUCACACUCAAAUGA
This is a messenger RNA of Staurois parvus, 1725 nucleotides long. Lineage: Eukaryota; Metazoa; Chordata; Amphibia; Anura; Ranidae. The record is from the annotation of a GenBank genome assembly.